Bufo bufo (common toad) is the source of this 1679-nucleotide messenger RNA. It is a transcript of the gene YIPF7, whose product is annotated as Yip1 domain family member 7. The record is from RefSeq and is a predicted model, not a curated record. Lineage: Eukaryota; Metazoa; Chordata; Amphibia; Anura; Bufonidae. Gene Ontology annotation, cellular component: membrane; trans-Golgi network. Bases 350 to 1087 code for a protein of 245 amino acids. Gene Ontology annotation, biological process: endoplasmic reticulum to Golgi vesicle-mediated transport; vesicle fusion with Golgi apparatus. The transcript has 7 exons.
AUAAAUCAAGGCAUCUUACAGCACGAUCCAGACCAUCAUGACUGGUGACUGAAUUAUUAUGGCCUUUUAUUUCAGGAAAGCAAUUUUUGUUACCUCAUAAAACAUCACCUUUCACAUGGCCUUAUAAAUAUUUCAUCACAGUUAAAAUUGGAGACGCUCAUUCAAAUUAUUAACGGAUGAACAGGCAAGUUAAAGGCAGAGGCCUCCUCUACAUCUGUAGACUGAUAUUGAGAUCCAGGUGCCGGUUUUAAAAAUGUAGAAUAUAUUUUGUGACACAACCCCAUUAAGGUGAUUGCCGGUGUGUUCUCAAAUAAAGAUAAGGCAAGAAGCAAGAAAAGAAGCUGCACCUAUGGAUCAGUUUGAUUCAGAUUUUUAUCAGUCUGAUUACGUUAUUGAAGACACCGAUCAAGGACUUUCUGUUACUGGGCAGAGUAACGUGUAUGGGGAGAAUAGAGCAAGAAAAGCGGAAUUUCUGCCAUCGGGAAUGAUUUUCUCUCCUCUGAGUCAAACAGGGUACGUGUAUGAAGAGCCAUCAUACCCAUCAUAUCAUUUCCAGACCAAUGACAGCUUUGAGGAUGAACCGCCGUUGCUAGAAGAACUGGGUGUUAAUUUUGAUCACAUAUGGCAGAAGACUUUAACAGUCCUGAACCCAUGGAAGCCAGCAGAUGGCAGUAUUAUGAAUGAAACUGACCUGACAGGCCCUACACUGUUUUGCUUUGCCCUUGGAUCCACACUUUUGCUGGCAGGAAAGAUUCAUUUUGGCUAUGUGUACACAAUGAGUAUACUUGGCUGCCUGGGAAUUCAUGCUUUAUUAAAUCUGAUGAGUAUCACAGAUGUCUCUCAUGGAUGUGUUGCCAGUGUCUUGGGUUACUGCCUUCUGCCUAUGGUGAUACUUUCCUGCUUUGCCAUUUUGUUUUCUCUACAGGGAAUCGCUGGUUCGGUCUUAGCUGCUGCUGUAAUUGGAUGGUGCAGUUUUUCAGCUUCGAAAAUAUUCAUCACUACCUUGGCAAUGGAAGGACAGCAGCUCCUAGUAGCAUAUCCUUGUGCCUUGCUUUAUGGACUUUUUGCUUUGCUAACUGUGUUUUAAAAAAAAGUAUGCUAUGCACUGGAGUAGGCUAGCACUACACUAUGUGGACUGUUAAUCUGAUGGUGUCGUAGACUUUAACUGGAAGCAUGCCCCGUUCUUUUUUACUAGAAGAAUACAAUGGGUUUUUGGGCUGAGUGUCUAAAGUUGCAGGACUAGUUUAGCUGAAUGUAAUGAUACCUUUCAAUUAGCGAUCCACUGUUUCUGGAGAAAUACUGUUUUUAAUCCACAUGCAAAUGAGCAGUUAAGUGCAGAGAGGGUGGGCCCAAGAAACUUUGGGCACCCUUGCUCCUUCAGCUUUCUCUGCCAGCCCAUCCCUCUCCUUCUUGAUUGACAGGGCCAGGUUCUUGCACAUCUCAUCUGACCCUGUUAAUCAGUAAGAAGAGAGAUGAAGGCAGAGGAGAAAGGGUGCACAGCGUGGCUUGGGCACGCCCUGGGUGCACUCAACUGCUCAUUAAAAGUACUUUUUCCUCCAGAAUGAAGCAAUGAAUCACUAAGUAAAAUGUAUCAUUACUUUCAGCUGAAUUAGCCCUACAAGACAUUGGAGGAGAUUUAUCAAAACUGGUGUAAAGUAGAACUGGCUUAGUUGCCCAUA